Lycium ferocissimum is the source of this 657-nucleotide messenger RNA. RefSeq lists its product as uncharacterized. Bases 1 to 657 code for a protein of 218 amino acids. The record is from RefSeq and is a predicted model, not a curated record. The transcript has a single exon. Lineage: Eukaryota; Viridiplantae; Streptophyta; Magnoliopsida; Solanales; Solanaceae.
AUGGAGUCAUACCUUGUUGGUGAGGAUUUGUGCGAUGUUGUUAAUGGAAGUAACACAAGUCCUCUUGCAGACGAACCGAAAAAUGGCGACGCAUGCAAGAAGUGGAAGCAGAUUAAUGCAAAGGCAGAAUUCAUCCUAAAGAGGUCCAUUUCUCACAACUUGUUUGAUCAUAUUAUUAGGUGCAAAUCAGCUCAUGAGAUAUGGAGGACCCUCGAUCGGCUGUUCAAUAAGAAGGAUGAAGCCCGACUACAUAUAUUGGAGAAUGAAUCGGCGAACACCACUCAAGGUAAUCUUUCUAUUACCGAGUACUUUUUGAGGAUUAAGAACUUAUGUUCAGAAAUCUCUUUAUUAAAUGCGGACGAGGCUAUCCCUGAAGCACGAAUGAGAAGAAUUAUUAUUCGUGGUUUGAAGUCAGAAUAUAUUCUUUUUGUUACAUCAAUUCAAGGAUGGGCUCAACAACCAUCCUUGAAGGAGUUUGAGAAUCUCUUAUCAUCACAGGAGCUACUAGCCAAACAGAUGGCUAGUGUGUCUAUCAAAGAAGGGGAAGGAAAUGCUCUUAUAGCUAACAAGAGGAAUUUUAAAGGAAGACAAAAGCGAAGUGGCUCAAGAGAGAUGACACAUUCUCAAUUCCAUGAGGGGUCAAGCUCGCCAAGAUAG